AUGCCGGUACUGGAGGUGAUCUGCAGCCUGAUUGGCUGGUUCUGUCUCUACCUGUUGUUCUGCUGCACCUUCGCUCACCGGAGUCCCGAGUGGAACUGUCGGCUGGUCACUUUGUCCCACGGGGUCCUGAUAGUGCUGCUCACAGCGUAUGUCGUCUUCAUAGACGGACCAUGGCCCCUUACACAUGCAGGCACAGAAAACACCAAGCUCCAGACCUUCGCCCUGGCUGUCUGCCUCGGCUACUUCUUCUUUGAUAUGUGCUGGUGUGUAUUCAACCAAACGGAGGGCCCUGUCAUGCUGGCGCACCACGCUGCGAGCAUCAUGGGCAUCCUGCUGGCUCUGCUCAUGGGAGUGUCAGGCUGCGAGACCUGUGGAGUUAUCUUCGGCAGCGAGAUCACCAACCCCCUGCUGCAGACCCGCUGGUUCCUCCGCCAGCUGGGCCUGUACGAAAGCCUGCUGGGCGACGCGGUGGACCUGAUUUUUAUUUUACUGUUUGCCACUGUGCGCGUGGGAGUGGGCACGGUGAUGUUUUACUGUGAGAUCACCUCUCCCAGGACCACGCUGAUCAUGAAGGUCGGCGGCGUGGUUAUGUAUGGACUGGCCUGGGUGUUCAUGGUGGACAUUGCCAGAUUUGGCUACAAGAAAAGUAGGGCUAAGUAUAAAAAGUGGAUAGAGAACCACAAACUCAAAGAAAUCAACACACAAAAGCUGGAUUGA
This is a messenger RNA of Morone saxatilis (striped sea-bass), 717 nucleotides long. It is a transcript of the gene tlcd5b, whose product is annotated as TLC domain containing 5b. The record is from RefSeq and is a predicted model, not a curated record. The transcript has 2 exons. Bases 1 to 717 code for a protein of 238 amino acids. Lineage: Eukaryota; Metazoa; Chordata; Actinopteri; Moronidae. Gene Ontology annotation, cellular component: membrane.